Molecule: messenger RNA, 7652 nt
Organism: Mytilus californianus (California mussel)
Lineage: Eukaryota; Metazoa; Mollusca; Bivalvia; Mytilida; Mytilidae
Product: formin-binding protein 1-like
Exons: 16
Coding region: 108-1859 (583 amino acids)
Biological process (GO): signal transduction
Molecular function (GO): protein binding
Source: RefSeq, a predicted model, not a curated record
GUCAGAUCCGCCAUAUUGGAUAAGUAAUAAGAGGCUGGGCUAAUGUUAUUGUCAAAUAUUUAACGUUUUAUACAUGUUGACUCCCCUUGGGGCACCUUAAUGCAGACAUGAGCUGGGGAACUGAGCUUUGGGAUCAGUAUGACACAGUAGCUGUUCACACACAGAAAGGAAUAGAUUUUUGUGAAAGAUUUACUAAUUUUCUGAAAGAACGUAGUCAUAUUGAAUUUGAAUAUGCCAAAAAUUUAAAAAGACUUGUAAAGAAUUACCAGCCAAAAAAGAAAGAUGAAGAGGAGUAUGGACAGUUUUCCUGGGCUAAAGCAUUCUGGGAUUUACUGAAAGAACUGCAUGAUUUGGCUGGUCAACACGAAGUUAUAGCAGAAAACACACAAGGAAAUGUUAUUAAAGAUUUAAAUAAUCUUGUACAAGACUAUAAACAAGAUAGGAAAAAGGAACUUCAAGAAGGUGCUAAAAUACAAGAACACUUAAAAGCAUCUCUAGCUCAACUGGAAAAGAGAGAAAAGCAAUAUGAAAAGGCAUUUAGGGAAGCUGAAAAAGCUACAGAUGCCUACAGAAGGGCAGAUGCUGAUAUUAACCUCUCUAGAGCAGAGGUGGAAAAGCAUCGGAAUAACAUGAUGUUGAAAAGUCAACAGAGUGACGAUUGUAAAAAUGAAUAUGCUUCUCAACUACAGCAAACGAAUCAACAUCAAAAUGAACACUAUCAUAACCACAUGCCACAAGUGUUUCAGAGACUACAGAAUAUAGAUGAAAACAGAAUAGAUAAAAUAAAAAGUUAUAUAAAACAAAGUGCUGACAUUGAAAGGAAUAUCAUUCCUAUAAUAAAUACAUGUAUAGAUGGAAUGGUCAAGGCAUCAGAUUCUAUAAACGCUAUGGAGGAUUCAAUAUCUGUUGUUAAUAAAUAUAAGUCUGGUUAUCCAAUUCCUUCGGACAUUGCAUUUGAUGACUUAAGUAAUUCACAAAUACAAGAUGGACGUAAUGGGAAUACAUUAACGACGCCCAAAAAUUUAAAUGUCGAAAAAGGUAGUGUGAAGGCAACAAUAAGUGGAGGAAAAUCAAAGAAAAGAAGUGGUUUAUUAGGAUUAUUUAGCUCUUCAAAGACGAAUGUAACACGAAGUGAUGAUCCUAAAGAAGAUUUUAGUGAUUUACCUCCCAGUCAGAGGAAGAAACAGUUACUGAAAAAGAUAGAUUCAAUAAAAAAAGAAAUAACAAGGGAAACAGCAGAGAGGGAAGGCAUGUUAAAGAUGAAAGAUGUUUAUGUACAGAAUCCAGCAUUAGGAGAUCCAAAUAGUUUAGAUAAAAAAAUUGAGGAAAAUGGCGAAAAACUAGAUAGUUGUCGAAAAGAAUUGUCAAAGUUUCAGAAUUAUUUAAGUGAUGCUGAAGGAAAGAAGAGUACAACAAAUUUAGCUGUGUCAGAUGAUUCUCUGUCCCGAAGCACUUCUGAUGGUAGUGUCAAUCGAGAUCCAAACAUAAUUCCUCCACCUCCCAGUAUACAACAGCCUAAUAACGAUGUCUAUACGGGUUAUAGUAGUAACAGUUCUAAUAAUUGGCCUCCACCAUAUAGCAGUUCAAUACCAGAUGAUGAUGAACUUCACAGCCCUGAUGAAUUUGAAGAUCCUGAAGAAGUUUUAGAACAGUAUCCUGUCAUAGGCACAUGUAGAGCUCUGUAUUCAUUUACUGCUGAAAAUGAAGGUUCUGUAACAAUGGAAGAGAAUGAAGAAAUGAGUGUGUUAGAACAGGAUCAAGGAGAUGGAUGGACUAGAGUAAGAAAAAAAGAUGAGGCAGAAGGAUUUGUACCUACAUCAUACAUACAAAUACAUUUCUUUGAUCAAGAUGAAGUUUGAUUAAAACACUUUCAUGACAUAGAAUGCUAAUUCAAAGGGGAGAUAAUCAUUAAACUUGAGCAAAAAGUCUGAAAAUAUUCAAAAACUAUAUAACUUUAUGAAAUAGACUAUAAAUAGAUCAUGAUAUCAUACAACUGACAAUAUUGUGUUGAAAUUAUAUUUUAUGGGAAACAUUGAGGUGUAUAUAUACAAGUGUCUGUUAAAAGAUUGAUCUUUGGACAAUUUUAAUGAGAUAAUUUUAUCUUUUAAUUAUUAUUUGCAUAAAAUGCUAGAUUUGGAUUUUAUCAUUUAUGUUUAAGAUUUUUAUGUUAUAGUUCAUUUUAAAAAAUGAAGUGAUGGAUCAAGAAUAAAGUAAACGAUUUAUUAGUAUCACUAAGUGUUAUUUUUUUUUAAUUACUUUAAAUUUUACUAGCAUUUGUCGUCAUUAACCAACUAACAAGGAACAUAUAACUACCAAUGUUUCUUAGCAUUAACAAGUAAGGAGUAAUGCCAUACUACUUGCUAAUUUAUUAUCUUGUGAUCAGUCAACAUUAUUGAUAUUACCCUGAAGUAUGACCAUUAUUGCCUUUAGUAAUAACAAUCUCAAUGAUAAAUAUUGUCAUGAUUGUACAUGGCGAACAGUGCAAUUUUGUAAAUAAUUUUUUUUUAUUCUCAGUGUCUAUAGAUCAACCAUAUUUGUUAGCUUACAUACAUACCAUGAAUGGAUUUAUAGAUUUUCUUUUUCAAAUUGGGAAGAUAGCUAAAGUUAUGGUAUCUGUGCAGUGAGGUGUUUGUGUUAUAGUAAUUAUUAGAAUUGUGGAAUCUGUGUAACAAGAUGUUUAUUUUAAUGUAAAUCUGAAUAUUUUAUCUAGGUACAAGAUUUCUUUUUUUACUCUCUCUGUAAACUUUUUUCAUUAAUUACAAUAAUAAAUAUGCAAUCAGUUUUAUGGUAUCAGUAUCCCUAAGUCCUUUGACAGACUUUUCUUUCUUUGCUCAAGAAAAAUUAAAAAAACUUUAACAAAUCAUCUCAUACAAAAAUUUAAUAAAGACAAUCAGCUCUCCAUGUACUUAAAAAGAAUACAUUGAAACUUAUUGAAAAGUCAUUUUUGGAAUGCUAAGCAAAAUUUUUAGAUCAUUAUACAAAAUAUAUAACUUUUACAAAAAUUGUUAAUAUAAAAUUUUUUUUUAAACACAUGGUCAAAAAUGAGGGGAACAUAUUUCAUAAUGAAAAGUUUUCCUUCAUUUUUCAAUCAAAUUCAAAACUGCAAUAGACUUAAUCAACAAUAAUCUGACUGAAGUCAAGUAAGAGAUCAAUAUCAUUGUGCCUGCUGAUAUUUAAUUGCUUUGAGAAAACAGGAACAAAAUAUUUACAAUCAUUGAAAGGGAACUAUUUAGUCCUCUGUGUUACAGUAUUGAAAUAUAUCAAGGAUAUGUUGACAUUUUCAAUUACUAAUAGCAUUGUUAUCACAGCCUGUUCAUAUGUGAGACUUCUGGUCUCAUGGUUGGUGCAAGCGCAAGCAUAAUUUCAUCUAUUUUAAAGAACUUUAGAACAACCAUCAUUUCUUAGAUUGACUUGAAUGAUUAUUAUUUUCAAAGAGGCUAAUAACUGAAAAAUAUGUAUUUAAGAUUAUAUUGACAUUUUGUAAUUGAGGAGGUUCCUCAAUGAACAAGUUUGUCCUGAACAUGCAAGAAAUAUUUGCCACUGGACAUUAAGCAGCCAACAACCAAUCAAUCAGUUAACAAUGAAUGAUAAGGUUUGAAGCUUUGCUCAGAUCAGGUGUGAAUAGAUACUUGAUUAAUCAUAUUCAAGAUACGGAACAUAAUUUAAAACUGGCGCCAUGUUGUAAAUUUACUUUUGUGAUCCCUGAAACAUACACAAUAUUAUUCACCAUUCUGUUAUUAGUAUCGCAGUAAGAUACGAAUGUUAUUUUUAUUGACAAUAUUAAUGUAGUCAAAAGUGAAAUUGCAUGCUCAAUGUGGCUGUACAUGCUUCUGCUAAACAAGCUUUAUGUUUGAAAACAGUAUUACAGCAUUAUUUUAAAAAAUCAACAAUUUGAAAAACCUUAGAUGUUUGAAAAUGACACCAGUAUUUUUGAUGUAGAAAUCUGAAUUAAUUGGCAAAAUGGCCUCCAUAAUUUUUAUUCUUGAAAGAAAUAAUUACAAAAAAAAUUUCUAAGGAUAACAAGAGACAUAGUAAUAUUUGCAUUCAUCAGAUCAUACUUUUUUAUUUAAUUAUAACAUGUACUCCGUACUAAGUAUUUUAAUUUAUUUGUUAUCUAACUCAUUAAUUUAAUGUGUUGAAUCAAACCAUUUCUAUCUCCGUAAUACAUAUGUAGAUUUUGUGUACUUUUAAAAAUGUAUAUAGAUCAUAUACAUGUAAAUUGACUGUAUUUUGAUGUGUUCUGAAGCAUAUUUUUGUAUGUAUGUUUUGCCCCCUGUUUUUAUGUGUAAUUUAUUAUAAGAUAAAAGUAAAUAAUUGAAUAUUACACAACCUUUUUAUAUGCAAGUUUCUUUUAUGGUAUUUGGUGCUGUUCCACAUUUGUUCCCGAGAUAAAUAAAGUUGCAUGACUUUCACAAGCAAAUUCUUAUUAAGCAUCUUGAGAAACAAUGUUGUACUAUAUACCAGACAUUAGAAAUUAGUACCUUCAUAUGGUACCUAUAUAAUAUAUAUAUCUAAUGAAAAGAUUGGAAUUAUAGUUAUCAAGAUUUUUUUAAAAUGUGUCCAUGAUUGAAAUGGAUCUUUAUAAUACUAUUUUCUGACAACAUUUGCCAUAUUUAUUGUCAAAAGCACAUUAAUUUAAAAAAUUUAAUGGAAAGAAAAAAAACCUUUGUUGACUAAAAAAUUUUGACUGCUAUUGUCUAUUUUUAAAUGGUAAACCAAAAAAUGACCUUGAUAUGGAAUGGAGCUGUUGUUAAUUGUCUGGUCCAUGUAUUUGUUGAAGUAAGAUUUCCACCACAAUCUAUUAGCAAUGCAGUAGUAGACAUACAGAGUAUUUAAAAGCAUAUUUUUGAAUUUACGGCUCAAAAUAAAAAAAAAUGCUUGUUUAUAUAAUAAUUAUACAAUUAGUUUAAUCCUGUGCUGCUUCAAGUCAAUUAAAGAUAUUAACCAAUACACUAAUAAUAAAUUAUUUAGGUCUGUAUUAAAAUCUUAAGUCUAAGGACUGAUGUUACCGUAAGGCGUUUUCACAUAAUGCUGGUGUUUAAUUUUACCACUGCCAAUUACCCAUAAUUCCUUUCUACACUAUAACCAAACAAUGAAUCAUAAGGGUAUUUAAAAGUCUUCGUAGUUAUUACUCUGUAGAUAUAAAAAAUGUACUGUAACUCUGUUCUAUAAGAUGUAUAAAGUAUAUUGAGAGACCUGUAGUGUGCUGUAUGAUAUAGUAUGUGCUAUCUGUUAUUUUGAAUGUGUGUGGUAUGCUAUAAAUUGUGGAGUUGUGCUAUGUUCAGCUUGAGUGAUAUAUAAGUGUAUUUGCUUAUCUUUGUUUAUCUGUUAACUAGAGCUAUCUUCUGUGAUGUGAUUUAUUUUGCUUUGUUGGAUACUCAGAGCUGGAUCUGUUGAGUUUUAUAAUUCCUCCUUUUUUUCUAUUCAGAGAUCUAUACAUUUGAUUCAUGAAGUCAUACUUAUAUCAUUCAUAUCGAUCAUGAUUAAAACCACAUAAAAUAGGGAAAUUUUUAUUUAUGUAUUCUGACACUUGUGACUUAUUUGUGCUGAUGUCAGACUUUUUCCCUUUUAUGGUGGUAAUGUUUUAUAUUAGUCAAUAUUGUCAGACAUUAUUAUAGUGUAAAUCUUUUCACAAUUUAUUGAUCAAUACAUGAAUUCAAAUGCUAUUUCAUUUAAGGUACAGCUAGUAGAAUUUGUUUCAGUAGCUCAAAUUCUGUGCUCAAUACAUAAAUCUGACAUAAGCAUAUAAUAGAAUUAUUUUAUGCAGUGUUAUAGUUGUCUUAAGUAUAUGUUAACAGUUCAUUUAACAAAUUUUGGUAGAAAUUAAACAAGUGCAAAUAUUUGACUGCAAUAAAAUACUUUAAAUGGCAACUUCUGAUUUCACUUUUGGUUAAAAUACUUCUUAUAGAAGUCAUUAUUGUACUGAAAAGUUGAUUAUCUUUUUUUUCCCUUAAAACUUAACCGGUCUGUUUCUGUCUCUGAAUUACAUAUUGAUAUUUAGUCUCGUAAACCAUGUCUUGCGACGUCUGUCGAUUUGUCUGUGAACAAUUAAUUGCUUCGGAUAACAUUUCUUGUGGCUGUUUUUUGAUGAAAUAUUUAGUUCCUAGAUUUGCAAGUAUUUAUAAAUAAUUGAGACCUUCAUUUCUCCAUGCUUUUUAUUUUUUGUAUUAAGCCAUGAAAUUCCAUACUUUAAAAGCACAGUAGAUAAUUGGCAUUGAACAAAAGUCUGCUUUUACCUAAAAUCAGUCACAAGAAAUCAGACCAUUUCAGUCCCCAUUGAAGAUUAUCAUUUUUUGUUCCUAACUUUUAAAGGGACAUUUAAUACAGAUUUUUACCGGGAACAGCUGAUAUUUGGCACUUCAGGUCUUGAUUUGUGUUGUCAGUUUGCUGUCUUAUUGACAUAUGUUACAUGAAUCUUCUAUUGAUAAUAGGAAGUAGGGGACAAUUUAUUAUUUUUUACCAAAGCUGAAAUCAUGAUCUGAGUACAUAUUAGAUAUGUAUUUUUUUGGACAGUUGCUUUCUCAAUACCAAGAAUUCAAAGAUAUGUAUUUUUUUGGACAGUUGCUUUCUCAAUACCAAGAAUUCAAGCAUUAAAUAAUGAUUUGUUUCUCUAUAUUAGUCUUCAGUCUUCAACUUCCAUAAUGAAACUCACUUCAGUUACUGGUUUACAGUUUGUAGUUAAAUCAGGUAUGAUGCAACAUUUUAAGUAUACCAUGAAGGCAAGCAUUUAAUUAUAUCCACUUAAGAAAGUAGGACAUUUUUGGAAACAUUUUUCAUACUUAUUAUAUUGAAUGAUACACUAUUGUAUUGUUUAGGAUGGGAUUUAAAAAUUAUUAAUGUUAGUGCUAAAGUAACUUUUUGCAGAUUUUAUUAAGCCUGAUGCAACUAUGAAAAAGGAAAGCAUCAGUAUCAAUGAAAUGUUUUAAAUUAUCUGGGAAGUUAAUCAUUUUAUUAACACGGAUGAAGAUUUGAAAAAAUGUUUUCCAGUCAUUGAAGAUUUUUCCCUGCUAGGUAUGAACAAAAGUUUUAUAUAAAUAAUCAUUCAAAUGGUAAUAAUUGAAUUCUUGUAUGUUUUAUAUUCCAUUGGAAUCUUGUAAAACUAGAGUUAUGCAGAGUUUAAUCUUGUUAAAACAGUUGUUUUGAUUCUAGUUGGGAAGCAAUCAUUUGAUAUUUAUUGGGGGGGCUAAGAAGGAAAUUUUUGAUAUCUAUUCAAAAUUCUGAUGAAAGGUAAAAAAAAUGAAACGUUACAAAACCAUUAAAAAAUGGCAGAAUUUUCUUUUAAAAAAUAAAUUUCAGACACAAACAAACUAAAGUACAAGCUGAAAAAUAAUUGUGUGAAUUUUUUUAGUUAAAAUGAUAAGAAGUCAAAAGUCUCUUCUUUGUGCACCAAAAUGAAAUGGUUGCUCCCUUAUCUAAGGUCCACAUAUUUAAUGGACAAAUUAAUGAUAAUCUACAAUGGCUCUAAUUGUUUGUAUUUGUACAUAUAAAUAUAAUCUGCAUUUUAUGUGGACAUCCUUAGACUGCUGUCAUAUUGACUCCCUAAGGGUAGUGCCAAAUUUUUAUUAUUCUAUUAUAUAUAUAUACUUAACAGUUUUGUUUAUACAAUGAUAAUGCAAUUCAAAACUCGAAAAAUAAAUCUGAAUGAAAAUUUG